This is a messenger RNA of Drosophila albomicans, 3709 nucleotides long. RefSeq names its product probable RNA helicase armi (gene armi). Bases 1 to 3504 code for a protein of 1167 amino acids. Gene Ontology annotation, molecular function: helicase activity. The transcript has 5 exons. NCBI's taxonomy places the organism in Eukaryota, Metazoa, Arthropoda, Insecta, Diptera, Drosophilidae. The record is from RefSeq and is a predicted model, not a curated record.
AUGUACUCGUAUUUGCGCAGUGUUGUUGAAUCGGUGAUGCAGAAGAGCAACACCGAAGAACUUUUAGCUAUGGAGCAUAACAUACUUGACGAAGAGGAGCAAAAGGAGAGUGAUGAAGCAAAGAAUGGAUUGAUAGACAAGGGCAACACUAGUGAUGAGGACGAUGACAAUGAGGCUUCCUCGUCACGAUGCUCUAAGCGGAAAGGCGUCAUUACGCAAGUAAUUGCCAAAGGUGGCUUUAUUAACAACACUAUUCCAUUUGAAAAGAAGGCAGCACUUGAAUUAUUUAGCGAUCUGCACGCUGGUUGUGUGGUCGAGUAUUUAUCCUACAUGACCCUGCACGGUGAUGAGAGAGUCGUUAAGAUCGAAAACAUUCUCGAGUACAAUUGGGAAGACCAACAAUUGAACAAGAUGCAACAGGCACUGGAUGCACUGAAACUUGACAAACCGAAGUUCUUCAACACACAGACAAGCAAAAUUUUGGGCGUCAUCAAGCGGCGUUCGCCGUCUAGCAUCGAAGUAGAGACUGACUAUGGAGAUCACAGCGUUGAGUUGGACAACAUUGAGUUGUCAUUCAUACCGAGGCAAGGCGAUGCCGUCAAUCUCGAGUGCAACGUGCAGCUGGAUGAGGGUUACGUCGAUAAACAGGGCGAAAUAUUGGAAGUAUUAAAUGUGUCUCCAGCCCGCAUAGAAACCAAUGAAAAGUGCAUUGUGGAACGAGUAUUCGAGGAGUUUUGUGUGCUCGAUUCGAAUGGUUAUGUGCUCAAGGAAGACUUACCAAACGAUUGCGAAUUGCAUCUGGGCGAUAUUCUGAAGGCCGAUUUAAUCGAGUGCAGCUAUGGCAAAUACUCACGCCGUGCCAUCAAAAUCUCAUUGCUGGAAAAGAACUUUGGUCAAGUGAAGAAGACACUUGAGAAUCAUAGCGCUAGCAAGCAUGCAAUCAACAUAGAGGGCAAGGAUCGCUACGUUUUCUCGGAACAGUGGAAGAAGGAGAAGGUCACAUUGAAAGUGCGUUCGAAUUGCAAUCGAGACUUAACCUUGAAUAGUAUCGAGAUCAAGAACAGCGAUGCUGCACAGAUUAGUGUGGUAGAACCACUUAGCCCCAGGAAUUUGACCAUAGGGGGAGAUAUCUCCAUCGUACUCGAAGUUCACACGAAAUUUAUUGGCGAAUCGAAAGAAAGAUUCGUCUUGCACUUUGACAAUUUCAAAUUUGCGCGUCAUCUAACCAUUAUCGUGUGUAAUUCGGACAUUGAGGCCAAGGAAUCGGAACUACGUCUAAUUGCCGCCGAGCACAUGCGUGUUUUUGGGCGCACUGAGGCGCAACGAUCGCGAUAUUAUGCCAAUCAAGUGUGGUCCACAAAGAAUGUGCUUGUGCAGGGUCAACCCACAAUAACCAAAUCCCGCUUCCUCAAGCACCGCAUUGGAUCAUUCGAUGUGCCGGUGGCACUGCGUGAAAUUGUUCUCGGCACUGAGCGUCGUCGCGAUAUGGAUCAUGAGUUGACCACCCACUAUCCAUACCUUGAGGGUCCACUCACCAUUGAGAACUAUGUGCAGCGCUUUGGCGUGCUGCUGCACCUCGAGGAGAUUAAUCUAACGGUUAGUAUGCGCAACUAUGAUCGAGAGCGUGCCCAUUUUUGCCGCGACGGCGAAUUUCUUUCGCUGCACAUUGAGAAUCUAGCAGAGCGCCGUCCGUCGCUGGUGCUGGGCGAUACAGUGCACGCCAUUAAUCCUUGGGCAAAUGUCAACAGCAAGGAUACGAAGAUCUAUGAGGGCUUUGUGCAUAAGGUGCUCCACAAUCGCAUUCUCUUGAAAUUUAACGCUGGCUUCCAGGAUCCCUACAAUGGCGAAGAUUAUCGCUUGACCUUCCAUUUCUCACGGAUGCCGUUCCGUAAACAGCAUUUCGCCAUCAGGCAAGCUCUUACCCAAAUUGGAGAACACACUUUGUUUCCCAAAACUAUCAUCAAGCACGAGAAUCCACAACUGGACAUUCAAUUCAAGGAUAACACAAUGCAUCUGUAUAGCGAUCAAUUGCGGUGGUUUAACAAAUCACUGAAUUCCAUUCAAAAACGCGCAGUUGCGAAUAUUCUGCGUGGCGAAGCAAAGAACACGCCGUAUGUCAUCUUUGGUCCGCCGGGCACGGGCAAAACUGUCACGCUAGUCGAGACUGUGCUGCAGUUGGUCCACAAUUUGCCUUCGUCUCGUUUGCUGGUCUGUGCUCCUUCGAACAGCGCUGCGGAUCUCAUCACCAAGCACAUCAUUGACAGCAAAGUUUUACCCCAUGGCGAAUUCAUACGUCUCGUUGGACAGAAUCAGAUUGAGAGGGGUUUAAUACCCGAUGAGCUGAUCAGACACUGUGGCACAGCAGACAUUGGCAUCGCAGAUAAUCGCACCGAAAGCAUGGUUGUGACUGAAGCGGGUCUCAAGCUGCGUUGCCAGUCGAAGUUCAUCGCUUUGCGCCGCAUUAUCAUUAGCACCUGCACCACCAUGGGCAACUUUCUGCAAAUGGACUUUCCAAGCAAUCACUUUACACACUUACUCAUCGAUGAGGCAGCCCAAUGCACCGAACCAGAAACUAUGGUGCCAAUUAUGGUGCUCAAGCGCGGCCAAUUAAUUCUCGCUGGCGACCCUCAGCAGCUGCAGUCAGUUGUGAUUGACCCAAAAGCCAAACAGUACGGCAUGCAAAUCUCGUUGUUGGAACGUCUUUUACAGCUUGAACCUUAUCGCAAGGAUAAGCAACGUUUUCCUGACUUCUCUGGCUACAAUCCUUGCCUGCUAACGAAAUUGUUGAACAAUUAUCGUGCGCUGCCCACUAUAAUGGAUGUCUAUAGCAAACUUUUUUACGACGAUGAGCUCAUCUCUAUGGUCUCGGAGAAGGAUUCGCGCGAGUUGCAUUUGUUGACAGACCUUCAUGAGAUUUUUAAGCCCAUCAGGGAUAUUCCAUAUAAUCAGGGCACCUUCUUUCAUGGCAUUAUUGGUGAAAAUUUACAGGAAAUGGACUCCCCAUCGUGGUUUAAUCCCGCUGAGGCGCGAGAGGUCUUUCUAACGACCAUUCAUUUGUAUCGCCGCAAUGUGAAGUCAGAUCAGAUUGGCAUAGUGACUCCGUACUCUAAGCAGGUCAAGUCCAUCAGGGACAUGUUCAUUGUGGCUGACGUGGUCAUGCCAAAGAUUGGCACUGCCGAGGAAUUCCAAGGACAGGAACGUGACAUUAUUCUCAUUUCAACCGUGCGGUCCUCAGAAACCAUAAUCACAAGUGAUCUCAAGUUCAAUUUGGGAUUUGUCCAGUGCAGGAGACGCAUGAAUGUUGGCAUCUCUCGUGCUCGAGCUUUGCUCAUCGUCUUUGGCAACCCCAACCUGCUUUCUCUCGAUGACAAUUGGCGUAAAUUUAUUCUUUAUUGUGCCCACAAUAAUGCAUAUUUCGGCUGUGAAUUGCCACGAUCCGUACUUAAGAACGGGAAUGAUGAAGAUGAUGAUGACACUGACUCGGACAGUCAGUCAGACAGUUAAUAUUUUGUUCCUUAAUACCAUUACUAAUCAUUGCUAGAUUUAUCCAAAGUCUCGAAUAUAGACAAUUCCAAUGAAUGAAUUUCGGCAAUCGCCUUUAUAAGUUGAACUUUAAUUUUGUUUACAAUCACAUUUGUAUCCUAGACAUAUAAGAAAGUAUUAUGACAAUGAAUGAAUAUGAAUUUCCAAACACACACUAUUAUUCAGU